UAUUUUCCCCUUCCUUGGUGGCUCCCUGCCGCCCCGCCCGGUCCGCGCAGCGCAGCCCGCAGCCGCAGCAUGUACCAGGGCCACAUGCAGGGCAAAGGCGCUAGGGCGGCCGAUAAGGCCGUUGCCAUGGUGAUGAAGGAGCUCCCCAGGGAGGAGUCCGCGGAAGAAAAGCCCCUCCUCACCAUGACCUCACAGCUGGUGAACGAGCAACAAGAAAGCAGACCCCUCCUGAGCCCCUCCAUUGAUGACUUUCUCUGUGAAACUAAACCAGAAGCUGUUGCAAGGCCUGUAACAUCAAACACAGCAGUGUUAUCAACAGCUUUGGAUCUCUUGGAUCUUAGUGAACCUGUGUUACAAACCCAAAACAAAGCAAAGAAAUCAGAGAAUGCAUCAAGAGGUGAAGGCUUAAAAGCUUCAACCCACAGAAAGAAGACAGACAAUUCUGACCUUGUCAAUGCGGAUACUGAGCAGAAAGUCCAGACUGUUAGAGUAUCAGACAAGUCUUCACUAGAUUUAGUUGAUAUUCAGACACAGCUAGAGAAAUGGGACGAGGUGAAUUUUCAUGGAGACAGGAGCAGCAAGGGUCAUCCAUCUAUGGAACGAACAUCAUCAUCCAGAGCUCCAUCAAAAGAGCUUUUGUGGUCCACGGAAARCAGAUCACAGCCUGAGCUGACUAAUGUCAAGAGUGCCUUGGAUUCCGAUUCAACAUCAGAUUUAGAACUAGCUCCUGCAACACAGAUACGAUCAACUAAAGAGCAGCGUUGGGGAGGGCCUCUCCUGUCUAGAAAUCAUUCCUUGGAGGAGGAAUUUGAAAGAGCAAAGGCAGCUGUGGAGUCAGACACAGAAUUUUGGGAUAAGAUGCAAGCAGAGUGGGAAGAAAUGGCUCGCAGGAAUUGGAUUUCAGAGAACCAGGAAACACCAGGACAAGUCACCAUCUCAACCAUUGAGAAGGGCUAUUAUUUUCAUACCGAAAACCCUUUCAAAGACUGGCCGGGGGCUUUUGAGGAAGGACUGAAGAAAAUGAAAGAGGGCGACUUGCCAGUCACGAUCUUGUACCUGGAGGCUGCGAUUCUGCAGGAGCCCAACGACGCAGAGGCCUGGCAGUUCCUGGGCAUAACGCAAGCAGAGAAUGAAAAUGAGCAGGCAGCCAUUGUCGCCCUCCAAAGGUGCUUGGAGUUACAGCCAAACAACCUAAAAGCUCUGAUGGCCCUGGCUGUGAGUUAUACUAACACCGGCCAUCAACAAGAGGCCUAUCAAGCUCUACGAAAUUGGAUAAAGCAAAACCCCAAAUACAAGUAUAUAGUGAAAAGCAAAAAAGGGUCCCCAGCACUUACCAGGAGAAUGUCUAAGACAUCAGAUGAAAGCUCGUUACUUGAAGAAGUAAAGGAUUUGUACCUGGAGGCAGCUCACCAGAACGGCGAUAUGAUAGACCCUGACUUGCAGACAGGCCUUGGAGUUCUUUUCCACCUGAAUGGAGAAUUCAGCAGAGCAAUAGAUGCAUUUAGUGCUGCUUUAACUGUUCGGCCAGAGGACUACACACUAUGGAACCGUCUUGGAGCAACUUUGGCCAACGGCGAUCGAAGCGAGGAAGCUGUUGAGGCCUAUACACGUGCUUUAGAAAUACAACCCGGCUUCAUUAGGUCCAGAUACAAUCUAGGAAUAAGCUGCAUCAACCUAGGAGCAUACAGAGAGGCUGUCAGCAAUUUUCUCACUGCUCUCAGUUUGCAAAGAAAGAGCAGGAACCAACAGCAGGUUCCCCAUCCGGCUCUGUCAGGCAAUAUUUGGGCAGCGCUCCGAAUUGCCCUGUCUAUGAUGGACCAGCCAGAACUCUUCCAAGCUGCCAAUGUGGGCGACCUAGACAUUCUGUUAAGAGCUUUUAACCUAGAGCCGUAAGAAAAAAUAUCCACAAGGCAAUUAAGCUGCAUUAAGAACUAGAGAACUCUUCUAUGACUUACAUCAAAAUGACCGUGUUUUCCAAAAGAUCAUGGCUGAGGAUCAGUAGGGGAACUCUCCUGGACAUGACUCCAAAAGUUCAAAAGCACAAAAAAAAAAAAAAAGAAAAAAAAGAAUAUAAGUUCUAAAUCAAUGAUUAAAAUGGACUGCAGCCCUGAACUAGACAAAGCAGUCAUUUCUGAGGAAUGACUUCAUCCCAUGCAACCUAUAUCUCGAAGCURUACAGAGAAAACUAGAAUAGGAACCAACCCAGGUAAUCCUUAUUGCACAUUAGAACGGUGAGCAGCGCAUCCAAGGAAUCUGCUGAGCAGCUCAUUGCAUGAUGCUGACGCCGCUUUUCCCUACAACAGGAAUUCCCUAUCCUUUGGUUUCUUUGUUCAGCAGUUUUCUCRAGGUCCAUCAUUAAGUAAGCUCUGAUACAGAUGCAUGUAAGCUGGAUGUAUUUUGUUUUGACUGUGUUUAUAACAAGAGCUUUGCUUCUGAGGCUUCCCUGGUUGAACCUGGGCCUAAUUCUGCAGGCUCACAGAGUUGCAAACCUCAUGGGAUGUAACAAGAACAUUGUACAAGAGGGCUCAUGGGAUUAGGCCGUUGACUUUCCAAAAGGACAUGUUACAAGUGGAAGCAGUAAUUUGCACUAGAAUUGUUGUUUAAACCAGCUAUCCCUGAUCAUGGAAUGAGGAAAUUGUCUACCAAGGCGCUUGCAGCAGGAUCUGCACCAGUCUAUGUACU
Nothoprocta perdicaria is the source of this 2682-nucleotide messenger RNA. RefSeq names its product peroxisomal biogenesis factor 5 like (gene PEX5L). Gene Ontology annotation, cellular component: peroxisomal membrane; cytosol. Gene Ontology annotation, biological process: protein import into peroxisome matrix, docking. The record is from RefSeq and is a predicted model, not a curated record. The transcript has 14 exons. The coding region runs from base 70 to 1893 and encodes 607 amino acids. Gene Ontology annotation, molecular function: protein binding. NCBI's taxonomy places the organism in Eukaryota, Metazoa, Chordata, Aves, Tinamiformes, Tinamidae.